Cyphellophora europaea CBS 101466 is the source of this 1683-nucleotide messenger RNA. RefSeq lists its product as uncharacterized. The transcript has a single exon. The record is from RefSeq and is a predicted model, not a curated record. NCBI's taxonomy places the organism in Eukaryota, Fungi, Ascomycota, Eurotiomycetes, Chaetothyriales, Cyphellophoraceae. The coding region runs from base 1 to 1683 and encodes 560 amino acids.
AUGGGAGCAACCCAUUCGACUGAGCACCCUCAUGUGCUCGAGACACCCCUAGGUAAGCUAAGCGGUGUUGAACAACGAGAUCCAUCUGGCAAAGCUGUCCUGCGCCGAUAUCUCAAGAUCCCAUACGCAUUACCACCAGUCGGUAAGCUAAGAUGGCGGCAUCCUCAACCACUACCCUCGCACUUCACCUUCAACGACCCGUCUGGCUCGCCCGGCGAUUACACCAAGUUCGGUCCAGUAUGCCCUCAGCCAGUCUAUGGCUCUAGCACCGCUGUGCUACCGAAUCCCAAUGCGGUACCACCAAUCCCAAAUGAGCAGUCCGAAGAUUGCUUGUAUCUCAAUAUUUGGAUUCCCGCGGGCACGCCCCCAGCAGAUGGAUGGCCCGUUCAAUUUCACAUCCAUGGCGGUUGGCUCCAAGUUGGCAACGCCAUGCAGUCGCACGACCAUGACCCGUUCGACCUGCUCCGUGAGACUACCCCACGGAUCAUCGUCGCACCGACCUACCGCCUGAACCUUUUCGGCUUCCUGGGAGGCGAGGACGUGGUUUCACAACACGAAGAUCCUUCGCCCUCUAACUUUGGUUUGUGGGACCAACGUAGAGCGUUGGAGUUCGUGGCCAAACACAUCACCCAUUUCGGAGGUGAUCCGAACAACAUCUCAGUCGGCGGCCUCAGCGCUGGGGCCAACAGUACCUUCUUCCAGCUCUACUACGACACCCACCUGCCUCCUUCUCAGCGACUCAUCAAGCGCAUCUACCUCUGGUCCAAUGCAGUAGCCAUCCAGCCCUCUCCCACGAACUCGACACCAUUGACAACGCAAUUCAACGAACUCUGCACAGCUCACAACAUCGAUCCAUCCCUCCCCUCCGCCACGAAGCUCGCCAAGCUGCGAGAUGUGCCCUCUUCAGCCUUCAUCGCCUCGCUCUCCCGGCUGAAAGCACACACCUUCCGCUCCAGCACGGACGACGCCUUUAUUCCCAGCACCUUCCUAUCAUCCUUACACAACGGACAGUUCACCACCCAGCUCGCGCGCCACAAUAUUCGCAUCCUCCUCGGUGAAGUCCGCGACGAACUGAACCUAUACCGCCUGGUCAAUCCCCCAUCCUCCUACCCAGGCCUUCUCACGCAGUUAGCCAACUAUUAUCCUCGCCCUGUCGUCGACGCCUUGCUCCCACACUGGCCGGUACCCAGCAAGGACUCCACCGAUGCUCAGAAGUGGGAGGACAUCUUCGCGUCCAUCACAGCUGCAGGCCAGGUGCACGUGCCACAGCGAGGUUUCGCACACCUCCUGCUGCAUCCACCGAGAUCGGAGGGUGUCACGCCGCUUCCAGAGGAUAACCUAUACCGGUAUCGCAUCGAGUGGCGCGCCAAAGGACUGGAUGCGUGGCUACGGCCGGAAUUGGGCGUGUGCCAUGCAGGCGACACGCCGCUAUGGUGGUGCAGCGGCUGGCGUGCGGGCUACUCGGAGGACGACAAGAAGAAUGUCAAGAAAUUCCUAGAGCCUUUCGGUGCUUUCCUAGAGGGCAAGGAGAUCCAAUGGGGAGCCAAGGGAGAGAAGAGAUUCAGAGUUAUGAGGCCAGAUGGUACGGUUGACGAGGAUGUGAGAGAUGAGCUGUGGGACAAGUACAUGGAAGUGUGGGAUAGUAUCUGGGAUUGUCAGAAAGACGCGGUUGCACGGUUGUAA